Coregonus clupeaformis (lake whitefish) is the source of this 1070-nucleotide messenger RNA. RefSeq lists its product as uncharacterized. The transcript is spliced from 7 exons. Bases 1 to 1053 code for a protein of 350 amino acids. The record is from RefSeq and is a predicted model, not a curated record. NCBI's taxonomy places the organism in Eukaryota, Metazoa, Chordata, Actinopteri, Salmoniformes, Salmonidae.
AUGAGGGAGCAACCAAAGGAGACCCAUAAACAUAAAAAUAAACCCAAGGAGAAGAGCAUCCCUCCAGCCCUGACCUUUCUUCAGCUGUUUACACUGCUGAGCUGCGUCAGGAUGAAGAAGACACCAUUUGAUCCCUCCCAGAGUGGUGAUGUGAAAAGGAUCAAGGACAAGAGUAAAGGAAAGGUUCGGAAAGAGAAAGUUUGGUUUGAAGUUCAGAAAUUUCAGGACCACAAACGCAGAACGACACCGGAAACAGAAAAAGACAUUAAACAAAGAUCUAACUCGCACAGACAGAGUAAAAAGGACCAGGACGAAGAUAAUGCAUCUGAUACUGGCUCAGACUGGUCUGGAGGAGAUGUUACAACCAAAAAGGUCAAGGACAAGAGUAAUGGAAAGGCAAAUCAAAGGACACCCCGGCAAGUGAAGACCCAUGUGGAGAAAAUUUACAUAAGUCCUGACUCUCCGACUCUACCACGUGCCCACAGCUCCCUCUCCCAGUUCUCCCUGGCUAGGAACCUGGCCAUCCUCCCGCUGGAGUGGCAGCUACCUGGAGUCCCUCUGACCACCUCGUCUAUGGCAACUAGGACAGAGAGAAAGCCAUCCACUACCAACACUUCGACACAGGCGCAGACAGAAACACAGACAACAGAUAUGAACACACACACACAGACCACUGCCACCUCUCAGAGACAGAUCUCCAUGGUGACCACCCAGUCAUCAGAGACCAUGACAGAGGUUCACACAUCAGACUCAAGCACCCAGAACUCCACUCCUGACAUGGCACUGACCCCUGAGAGCACUAAGGACAUGAUCGCUACUGAUGAGGAUGUGAAGGAUGACUCUGCUGAAGAUUUGAUCUCCACCCUAACAGACACCUCUAUGGAGAAAUUCGUCAGUGAGACCAGCCUGAAAGCCCUGGAUGAGGAAGAUAACAAUGAGAUGAAGGAUAUGGCUGCCUCCGCUAGCCCUGCUACUGAUAAUGCCAAUGAGGAUGCAAAGCUACUGGAGCUACUUUAUUAUUAUUAUUAUUAUUACUUUAUGACUACAUGUUGACAGUGGAGACCGAGCUG